Crotalus tigris (Tiger rattlesnake) is the source of this 3607-nucleotide messenger RNA. RefSeq names its product smoothelin like 2 (gene SMTNL2). Gene Ontology annotation, cellular component: filamentous actin; microtubule organizing center. Gene Ontology annotation, biological process: actin cytoskeleton organization. The record is from RefSeq and is a predicted model, not a curated record. Lineage: Eukaryota; Metazoa; Chordata; Lepidosauria; Squamata; Viperidae. Gene Ontology annotation, molecular function: protein binding. The annotation marks the transcript as partial. The transcript has 9 exons.
GGGAGACCCAUUUGCGGGGCCGCCCUGGAGGUGAGCGCGACACGGACGUCGUCGAGCGACAUCGCGGACCUGAACAGUCAAGACGCACAGACGGUGUGCGAAGCGCUGGGUCGCUACGAAGAAACGCUUCGCGGCGCCGUUAAGGAGAUCCACGUGGAUAUCCAGGUCUUUAAAAACGGCGUGGACCGACAGGUGGCCGAAGUGUUGCGCUUGGCCAAUCCGCUGGCCAGCACCGUAGCCGAGCUCCAGCAAGAGAACCAGCAGUUGCGGACGCAGGUCGAGCAUUUAGCUCAGCAGAUGGAGAUCCUCAGCCGGGCAGCCGGACUCUCGGACGUCUUGAUUUCCAAGCCGGUAUCCCCGACGGCGUCCGCGGCAUCGCCGAAGCUGGGAAGCAGCAGCAGCAACAGCAGUCGCUUUGCUAGCCACGCUAGACUGUCCCUUUCCAGCAAGAGCCAGAGUUUGGACAUUGAGGAUGAAAAGAACUUUAUGAGCAAAAGAACUCCUGAUUCAGCCAUAACCGAGAAUGGGCAUCAGUUGUCAGGAGAUUCUCCUCUUGAGGCACAUGCUCCAGCCAUGUCUUCGCGGAUGCCCCACCAGCCUGUUACCGCAGUAACCAGAAUAUCGGAAGCAUUUUCAGGAGAAACUGUUGGAUCGCCAGUUGUGCCAAACUCUUCCGGUGGGCAGCAGAGCGAUGUUCAUAAUGAGGCUGUGUCUAAAACAUUGAUUCAGUCAGAUAUAAAAGGUGCUAGCAGUUCGACCCUGAGCACUGCGAAGAACUGGAAUGUGAGUUCAGUGAGGACAACAAAUGCUUCCUUUACUUCAGAUAAAUUUUCUUCGGGGACAAAAUCCACAUCGACUGUAAACUAUGGAAGCCAAUCUAGUGAAAGUGUCACCACAAGCCAACAAACCCAGGCUUCAAAGUCCCACUCUUCACCUUCUUCAGUCCAUCGACAAGUGGAAAAGCGAAGGGAACUGGUGAGAUCUCAGACCCUGCCCCGGACCUCAGAAACUCAAUCUAGAAGAGCACUCUUUGAGAAGUUCGAGCAGGAUGCUGGAAAGGGGAAGAGUGUGGGCCGGACCAAACUCAAGAGAUCUCAGAGUUUUGCUGUUGCCAGUGCCAGCAGCAUCAAGCAAAUCCUCUUGGACUGGUGCCGGUCCAAAACUAUUGGCUACAAGCACAUAGAUCUGCAGAACUUCUCUUCUAGCUGGAAUGAUGGGAUGGCUUUCUGUGCACUGGUGCACUCCUUCUUCCCCGAAGCAUUUGAUUACAACACGUUGGAUCCCACCAAGCGCAAGGAGAACUUUGAACUGGCAUUCACAACAGCUGAAAAAAUGGCCAACUGUGACCGCUUGAUUGAAGUGGAGGACAUGAUGCUGAUGGGCCGCAAACCAGACCCCAUGUGUGUCUUCACCUAUGUGCAGUCUCUCUACAACCAUCUUCGGCGCUUUGAAUGAAUCCAGAAAGGCCAUGACUCUUAGAAUGGGACUGCUCCACAACUACUUUUGUGCUAAUGUUUGGUGCUGCUAUACAGCUGCUUGCCAUCCCUGCCGAGGGAAGUCCCAGGCUGCUGGACAUAGCCACAAGCCAAAGAGAAAGAAAAAAUAAAAACAGUCAAGAUUCCUGGGCAGCUAGAGCUCUUGCUGAAAAAAGAUAAAGGGCCAGCAGUUCCUUCCUUGUUCUCUCUAGGCAGCUGUGAAUAGAGAUUCUUGUUCCAAGAAUUUUCUUUUUAACUGUAUGUGCAAGCUGACUUGACCAAAUUGACCUAGAAGGAUAAUUCAAGCAUGAUCUCCUCUCCUCCUCCCUGUCUUCCUUCCAUAGAUGUCGCUCAAAAGUCUAUAUGCUAUGUCUAUCAUUUGUGGACAGCUAUGCUAUUGCCUUGUUUUAUAUCCCUUCUUUUUCCUGAUUCCACUUCCUUAUGCUCUGGAAUUUCUGGGAUAAAUUAAGGCCUAGAGACAGAUUCCAGUGUGGAAAGUUUGAAGGCUAAUGUGCAAAUUCUCUUGAUCACAGGGGCUUCUUGAAUACUUGUAGAACUCAGCCUGUUUCCAAAGGCUGCAGUAUUGAAACCCGUUUUCCUUCAAACCAAAAGACUUGCUUAUACAUUUAAAAAAACACUCCUUGCAAUAAUGGAGUAUAUUAACAUGCAUGACCACAACUGACACUUCAUCACAAUUUGCUCAGCAUUACUUUUCCCCAGUAUGUGUUAAUCUGUCACCUGAAAGCUGCACGCUGAAUCCUGAAUCGGACCCAGUCAGGCGAUAUUAUCUGAUACUGGAGCAGGCACUGGCAACCAUGUGAAGGUUAUCCGAUUUAGCAUUUAAGGAAAAGAAAGUCCACAUGAAAGGUGCAGAGAAAGGCAACAAAGAAAGGGACAAUGAGGCAGAAAGGCCAUAAAGAAAGGUGCAGUGAGGAAAUCUGUCUGGAGGAGAACUUCUGUAUUAUUUUUCCUAGUUGUGGGGAGGAACUUAUUUUUUAAAAAACUAUAUUAAACUUGUUAUAGGUGUACAUUAUGAUGUAGUAGGAGCGGGCUCUGGGGGAGGCAGAAAAGAGGGGGUGCAUAACCCUGAGUUCUGAGGUUGCUCGUUCUGCAACAGAGCAAGAAUACUUACCCCAAAUAGAUAUGGCGAUGCACAAGGACUGUGUGGAGAGACUCUUGUGGACAGAUAGUUGAAAUUCUGCACAAUACUUGCAUACCUUAGUCUUCUGGUCUUGAAGGAAUGAGGAGAAUUUGCUCUUUAUGAUAUACAUCAGACUCCCAGGCGAUGAUUGCCAGAAAGGAAACUGAUUACAGCAAGAGCACCAUUGAGUUCAAAAUAUUUGAAGUAACUGGUGCCAGAUACAUCAGUCCUGGUGCAUGCUGACAUGAGAAUUCUGGAUGGUACCAGAUUGGAAAGAGUCAUCCUAGAAGCAUUUGCUCUGGUAAUGUGUGAGAAUUGUGCUCAGUAAAAUAAGGGAGAGGCUCCAGAUCUUCCAAAAAUUACAUGGCUAAAAUAGAGUCAUGGUUCAGAUUAGCCUGGGCCAGGAAAACUGUUUACAUCCACCCAUAGGAAGUUACAUUGCACUUAAACCACACCAUUAGAGAAACAGGCAGCUAAGGUGUAGCACACUUCUAAUCUCAGUUUUAGGAUUGCUUUUCACAUCUUGAAGCUAUUUUGAAAAUGGUCUCAAGUAUUAUACAAGAUUUUGCAUGAAAGCAAGUUGCCUAGUACCAGUAUCAGCUUCUUUGUAUUGUAUGACUGACCCAGCUGGCUACUCGCUAGGAAAUAAAUAAUUAGUUUUGUACUCUGGGGAAAUUAACUUUGCCUCAAACAUCUUUUGGAUUUGGGCUGAAACUUAUCCAAACCCAUCACUAAUUAGACUAAGCUAUUUACAUAACAUUUUAAUUUCCUCUUGAUCCAGUUAACUGUAUUGUAUGAUGUGUGAUAUGAAUCCCAGGGUCAUGCAAUUUUCUAAACACGAAAACCAGAUGAACAAAACCCAAUUGGAUUCACAUAGCCUCUUUUGCAUGAAGAAACCAAAUUGUGGGUUAGGUUGGUGGCUUGAUUCACACAAAAUGUAAGACAACAGCAGAAAUCCAAGAACACAAUAAACCACAUUCUAUCUAAUAUA